Anopheles coustani is the source of this 2800-nucleotide messenger RNA. RefSeq names its product RUS family member 1. Bases 241 to 1494 code for a protein of 417 amino acids. NCBI's taxonomy places the organism in Eukaryota, Metazoa, Arthropoda, Insecta, Diptera, Culicidae. The record is from RefSeq and is a predicted model, not a curated record. The transcript is spliced from 5 exons.
UGUAGAAAGCCACGUCGGUAAAGUUAAAACGCGUUCUGCUGAAGACGAGAGCAGUACGUUUUCGGUGCGCGCAGUUAACCUUUAACAAUAUUCCAUUGUAUCUGUCUCGAGCAAGUUCGUGUUUCCAGUAGUUGUACCAAAUUUUCCUCCUCCUCCGGAAAUUAUCUCACUCGGCUUAGUUAAUGUUUCGUUGCACCGGAGAUUUGGACUUUUGUUUGAGAUUUAAAUCGCGUUCUCAGGAUGAAAAUACACUUCCGCGAACAGUACUGCUCGAAUGGAGAGGAAAUUCUCUACGUCACUCCGGAUCACCAGGAUACCGUUGUACGCGUGACGGUUAAAGGAGAGCGUCCGUCGAUACGGAAGCGUUUUAGUAUCAGAAAGUUCUUCCAGCAUCUCUUCCUCCCGGUCGGCUAUCCGGACAGUGUCAGCAGUGACUAUCUGUCUUACCAGAAGUGGGACACCUUGCAAGCGUUUUGCAGCACUAUCAGCGGCACCCUCACAACCCAUGCCAUUCUCAAAGGAGUCGGAGUUGGCAGCGAAACAGCCACUCCGCUGUCGGCCACCGUUACGUGGGUGCUCAAGGAUGGAUCGGGUCAUCUCGGUAGAAUCCUGUUCGCCUGGUGGAAAGGCUCGGAACUGGAUAUCGAUUCGAAAAAGUGGCGUAUCCGGGCAGAUAUUUUAAACGAUGUUGCCAUGGCGAUCGAUCUGUUCGUGCUGCCGUAUUACCCGAAGGUGGCGACGUACAUCCUGUGUGCGACGACCACGAUGAAGGCGAUUGUCGGAGUGGCAGGGGGUGCGACGCGAGCGGCCCUGACGCAGCACCACGCUAUCCGGGGAAAUUUGGCCGACGUUUCAUCGAAGGAUAGCGCCCAGGAAACAUGUGUCAAUUUGAUAGCCUCCUUUGUGGGGUUGUUCCUACUAACGUACCUUCAAAAUCAGAAGAUCCUGUAUGGUUUAUUUUUCUUCGUCACCCUCGUGCACAUUUACGCAAACAUCAAAGCCGUCAAAGCGGUCUGCCUGCGGACGUUCAACGAAGCGCGGUACCUGAUCGCGCUGGAAGAGUAUUUCAAGAGCGGCAUGAUGCUUUCCCCCGAACAGGUGAACAAACUGGAACGGGUCACCGUCGGUCAAACGGUGACACUGACGGCACGGGUAAAGAUUGGCUGCUCGGUGCGCGAACUAACGGAGUUUUAUCGCAACUGCUACGAUUUGGAAAACUUGAUCGCUUGCUUCGAUUCGCGGGAAAAGUUUCUCAUCGCCGAAACGCGCCACUACGUCGGCGUGUAUCUACACUUUACCGUCAAACCACUGGACAUUAUAAAAUCGUACUUUUACGUUGCUUCCUACCUGCAAGAUAAAAACCAACUGCGUGAUCGCUACUGGGAGAUACAGAACAAAUGGAACGAGUUCCUUAACCUGGCCCAGUGCGAGGGUUGGAACGUGCAGGCGCAUUUGCUCAAAACGGACGAGUACCGGCUAGACUGGAGGAUAUAGACCACCGAGCGCCAUCGAAGAUACCAUUCGGGCUACCCACUUCCGGUGCAAGGAAGGGCCGGUAGGUUCCGACCGAUGUAGUGUUGUGUCUUCUAUUGGCGUUUUAUUUUAUUGUUCCCUUCAUGGGCUGGCAUUUCAUACACUUGAACACUUUAAUAUUUACCACCAUCUCGGUGAGUGUCAAAGUGAGCAACAUUCCACGGAAGGGAGCAAGUUAAAUAUACAUCCUAACACUAAGAUAACGGCAGGCAGCAACGAUGACGUUAAAUUACAACGACAAUGCGCGCUCUAGUCAGAGCUAUAGGAAAAUGUCCCAUCGACACACGUGCACCAUGUAAGGACCAAACUCAGAGAGUACACCAGCGAUUGCGACUAGCCACACCGAACUAGCAUCGAACCUAAUGAUAUAACACUGCUCGCAGCAUACAAAGCAAUAGCACCACGUAUGUAGGUAGCAUAUAGGUAGAAUGCAAUUGGUAGUGCUGUUCUUCGUUACGAUUGAGUAGAGAAUUCGGUUCCAAGGUAGUGGACAACUAGGUACUCGAUUUUCCCAGUGAACGUGGAGCAUUCAAUAGUAGCAAACACACUACUUUCCUAUCCCCGGCUCGGUCACAAGUGAGUAACUGUUGUAGGGAAUUUUUAUCAUAUCAGCUAAAGAUAGAUGAGAACGUUUAAAUAAAAAAGGCUAAUAGCGCCUUCUGUUUUAUUUUUCUAACGGAAUAUUCCUAACGCAUAGCAAGUGAAGUAGGCGCGGGAAGAAUUUUAACGUACGUUUCGAAUGAACACGUGACGGCUCCCUACAAAAAAAAACGACCAUGUGCGACGAUUUUGAUCGUUUUUUAAAUCACCUUUACGAACGAGAACAAGAGGCGCCACAGUUCGCUUUGAGAAGGCUUUCCAAUGCUUUUUAAUAAGUUCCUAUCACGGAAAAUAUAUAUUCAUUCCCAAGAGUUAUUAGAAAAAAAAAAUCGCUUUCGAAAGAGCAAAUUGCUUCUUCAGCAACGCUUUCCGAUCCCAAAGAAUGAUAGUGAACCGGCACGGUUUUUAAACGAUAGUCUUUUUUAGCACCAGUUUUAAGCGAUAUUAUCAUUACAACCGCUCGACGAGGUAAUCAGCAGGAACGACAAACACACCUAAACCGUCUACGCAAAAUGUAUGCUUCACUGCUGUGAUAAAGUUAGCACAAGAACACUCUAUUUCAAUUUGAUAUUUACAUUUUCUUAAGGUAGCUCGGGAAAAGCCAUUGCAAGGGCAAUAGCGAAGAAAACGAUAUCGGUUUUGUCACACAUUCACGCACGCUAUAGUU